Messenger RNA from Haemonchus placei, 252 nucleotides. Lineage: Eukaryota; Metazoa; Nematoda; Chromadorea; Rhabditida; Trichostrongylidae. The record is from the annotation of a GenBank genome assembly.
AUGCUACCACAACACAGGCCUCAACUACAGUUGAUACGACCACCACAACAGAAACCUAUACAACAGAUACGUCGACUACCUCAACAGAAACGUCUACAUCGGCUACGUCGACUACCUCAACAGAAACUCUUACAACAGUUACGUCGACUAUCUCAACAGAAACAUCUAGAACUUCGUUUGCGACUGCCUCCGACUACGAAUAUUCCGAUACUUCUACGACAUUUGCAUAUGACGACUCCACAACGUCUGUAA